Messenger RNA from Phycomyces blakesleeanus NRRL 1555(-), 291 nucleotides. RefSeq lists its product as hypothetical. NCBI's taxonomy places the organism in Eukaryota, Fungi, Mucoromycota, Mucoromycetes, Mucorales, Phycomycetaceae. Bases 1 to 291 code for a protein of 96 amino acids. The record is from RefSeq and is a predicted model, not a curated record. The transcript has 3 exons.
AUGUUCUUACUAUCAGUUUUAAUUUUUCUAGUAAUUUCACAGUUCAUACCAACGAUUAGGCGUCCGAUUUCCAUCCAGGGCUACAGGCAUACAUCUUUAUUACACCAUUUACUUACAGCCUGUUUUAUAUGUCCAGAAUCUUCACAGCUCAUGUCAACAGUCACGGUUUUGACCUACAUCUCCAACCAUAGCUGUAUAUUCCCAUACUUUUUACGGCAAAGACCAGCGAUCAAGGUUUCACUCUCCAUAAAAAUCCUCAGUUAUCUUGACAUAGUCAAAACCAACGAUUAA